AUGUCUGGAGAGCUUUCGGCUAAUCUGGAAGAUGCACGUAACACAUAUGUGAACAUUUUGUGGGAAAAAAGGUUCAAAAACCUUACCGUAGUACCAAGUUACGUUCAAGAGAAGAUUGAUCAACGGAAGACAGCGUUCAGACGUCAUCAGGAGCUCCAGGAGAGCUUCAAGCACGAUAAAAGUCUAGACAGCGGUGCCUUAAUUAAGUAUCAAGACCCGCAAGAUCUAAAGGGUACUGUUAAAGCAGCAGUGGGUGCUGUGUACGGUGAAAACGACUUGUUUUCCAGCUCCUUGGCAGAGCGUCAUAAUCAACUCCUGGCCGUCCAGCCGAAUUGGCAUGCACCCUGGAAACUUAUGCGGGUCAUUAACGGUCACAACGGCUGGGUCAGGUGCGUGUGUGUUGACCCUGUGGAUAACGAAUGGUUUGCAACUGGGAGUAAUGAUACUACGGUCAAAGUAUGGGAUCUGGCUACAGGGAAGCUUAAACUGACGCUUUUAGGGCACGUCAUGACGGUGCGGUCUAUAGCGGUUUCUCAAAACCACCCUUUGAUGUUUUCUGCGAGCGAAGACAAACUGGUAAAAUGCUGGGAUCUCGAAACCAACAAGGCCAUUAAAGACUUCCAUGGACACUAUUCGGGCGUCAAUUCGGUCGACGUGCACCCCACACUAGAUCUUAUAGCGAGCGCUGGUCGGGAUGCGGUGGUCAGGUUGUGGGACAUUAGGACUCGACUUCCGGUAAUGACGCUUGGGGGCCACAAAGGCCCCAUCAACCAAGUUAAGUGCUUUGGGGUUGACCCACAGAUUGUCAGCUGCUCAGCGGAUGCUACUGUGAGAUUGUGGGAUGUGCGGGCUGGCAAAAGCGCCAAAAUUUUGACUCACCACAGCAAAAAUAUCAGGGCAAUAGCUGCGAGUCCCAUCGAGUCUUCGUUUGUCUCAGCGUCCACGGGGGACAUUCGAUCGUGGCGAUGCAAGGACGGUCAGCUUCUGACCAAUUACGACUCGGAAAGUCUCGGCAUUAUCAAUUGUUUGUCAGAAAACUCUGACGGAGUGUUGUUUGCCGGCACGGACAACGGUAACUUGGCAUUUUUCGAUUACGAGACUGGUCACAAGUACCAGGAGCUUCCGACGGUCAAGAUUCCUGGCUCUUUAGACAGUGAGCGGGGAAUUUUGGCCGGUUCUUUCGAUCAAAGUGGUUUGAGACUAAUCACUGGCGAAAGCGAUAAGAGCAUCAAGGUCUGGAAGCAGGAUGACACUGCUACACCUGAGACCCACCCAGGACUGCCGUGGAACCCUAGCAUUGACUCUCAAAGAUUUUAA
Molecule: messenger RNA, 1317 nt
Organism: Lachancea lanzarotensis
Lineage: Eukaryota; Fungi; Ascomycota; Saccharomycetes; Saccharomycetales; Saccharomycetaceae
Gene: PRP46
Product: LALA0S01e03708g1_1
Exons: 1
Coding region: 1-1317 (438 amino acids)
Biological process (GO): mRNA splicing, via spliceosome
Cellular component (GO): precatalytic spliceosome; Prp19 complex; catalytic step 2 spliceosome
Molecular function (GO): protein binding
Source: RefSeq, a predicted model, not a curated record